Molecule: messenger RNA, 495 nt
Organism: Balearica regulorum gibbericeps (East African grey crowned-crane)
Lineage: Eukaryota; Metazoa; Chordata; Aves; Gruiformes; Gruidae
Source: RefSeq, a predicted model, not a curated record
CUCCAACGAGCCGUCGGCCCCGAGAUCACCAAGACCGACCUGGUCGGCGCCUUCCAGAGCCUGAUGAAGGACUGCGAGGCCGAAGUCAGGGCUGCUGCCUCCCACAAGGUCAAAGAGUUCUGCGAAAACCUGUCCCCAGACUGCCGGGAGGCCGUCAUCAUGGGCCAGAUCCUGCCCUGCAUCAAGGAGCUGGUGUCGGACGCCAACCAACACGUCAAAUCGGCGUUGGCUUCCGUCAUCAUGGGACUGUCGCCCAUCCUGGGCAAGGACAACACGGUGGAACAUCUGCUGCCCCUCUUCCUCGCGCAGCUCAAGGACGAGUGCCCCGAGGUGCGUCUCAACAUCAUCUCCAACCUGGAUUGCGUCAACGAGGUGAUCGGCAUCCGGCAGCUCUCCCAGUCCCUGCUGCCCGCCAUCGUCGAGCUGGCCGAGGACGCCAAGUGGCGCGUCCGCCUGGCCAUCAUCGAGUACAUGCCUCUGCUGGCCGGCCAGCUG